Molecule: messenger RNA, 904 nt
Organism: Anopheles maculipalpis
Lineage: Eukaryota; Metazoa; Arthropoda; Insecta; Diptera; Culicidae
Product: NIF3-like protein 1
Exons: 2
Coding region: 1-903 (300 amino acids)
Cellular component (GO): cytoplasm; mitochondrion
Source: RefSeq, a predicted model, not a curated record
AUGUUAUUUCCAACCAGUUCUCUGACCCUUUUUGUUCGUCGUUUUGUAAAACGCGGUAAACAACAAUAUUUAAAAGCACGUGCGAUGACAACACUUCAUGAUGUUGUAGGAAAGCUGAAUGAGUUUGCACCGGAAAAUCUGUCGGAAAAGUGGGACAAUGUUGGCCUGCUAGUGGAACCGCGAAACACCAGUUCCAUUACCAACAUCCUCCUGACGAUUGAUUUGACGGAAGCGGUGGUACAGGAGGCCCAGGAAAAGAAUGUCCAAAUGAUCAUUUCUUACCAUCCUCCAAUAUUCGCUCCGCUUAAACGUUUAACCCAAGCAUCGUGGAAGGAACGCAUCGUUAUCGACUGCAUUCGGCACGAUAUUGCCAUCUAUUCGCCCCACACAAGCUGGGAUAAUGUUAGCAAUGGCGUUAACGAUUGGCUAGCGGCAUCACUUCCCCAUGUUAGCUCCCGGCCGAUUCUCGAAAAUCCACUCAAUUCGACAUACGGAGCUGGUAGACUGUGUGAAGUUAAGGGUGAUCCCAUUCCGGAGCGGGAUGUCGCUCAGCUCAUUACCAAGCACACGCAGAUGAACUGUGCCAUGGUUAGCUUGGCAGCGAGAGGGGAGGAAAAUCGCACGAUUCGGACGUAUGCCGUUUGUGCCGGAUCUGGCGCUAGUGUGCUGAAAGGGGUCAAAGCCGAUAUGUACAUUACGGGUGAGAUGUCCCACCAUGAGGUACUGGAAGCAACGAGCAACGGAACGUGUGUGGUGCUGCUCGGCCAUAGCAACUCGGAGCGUGGCUAUUUGGCCGUUUUCAAAGACAUUUUGAGCAAACGUUUGGCGAACGGUGUGACGGUGCACGUGUCCGAAAGGGACAGAGAUCCAAUGAAGCUGGUGUUGAAUGAAAAUGCAAGCUAAA